Molecule: messenger RNA, 2468 nt
Organism: Hydractinia symbiolongicarpus
Lineage: Eukaryota; Metazoa; Cnidaria; Hydrozoa; Anthoathecata; Hydractiniidae
Product: homeobox protein SIX6-like
Exons: 3
Coding region: 780-2015 (411 amino acids)
Biological process (GO): regulation of transcription by RNA polymerase II
Cellular component (GO): nucleus; transcription regulator complex
Molecular function (GO): DNA-binding transcription factor activity, RNA polymerase II-specific; RNA polymerase II cis-regulatory region sequence-specific DNA binding
Source: RefSeq, a predicted model, not a curated record
ACAAACGAUAAUCGCCACCUCUUUUUUUAAGCUGUCGAUGAUUUCAGCCCUCGUAUUAAAAGCAGGAAAGAUAUUAGGCGCCAAUUUUUCUCAUCAAUGGAUCAGCUGAUAUUGCUAGCUCAUAAUCAUAUAAAUUUCUAUACAAGUCUAAUAUCAGCAGAAACACGUUGAAAUAGAGAUGUUUAUUUUGAUACAGAUUUGUAUUGUAAGCGCACACAAAGUGCAAUUAGCGAAAGGAAAGGGAGGGUGUGGAUUUUAGUUCAAGUGAGACAUACACAGACGUGAUGUAAGAGCGAAAAUAAUGGGUAGAUUUAACACGUCUGCUUCUAAUAGCCUGUAUCAUGAUAUUAGAUUAUUUGUUUAUUUGUUUAUUUAUUAUUUAUUUAUCCAUAUUUUUUUUAUUUUUUUUAUUUUUCAUGCCUUUUUUUAAAUAAUCAAAUGUGUUUACUGGAGAAUCACUCAUUUCGUUAUGUUGGAGAUUGCGGGAAAAAAUCGAAAGAAUAGUCAAAUAUGUCAAUAGGAAGAAUUAUGUAAAGUCACAUCUUGCACUUAUGAGUAAUGUUGUUUUUUUCUCUUCUUCUGUUUUUUUUUUCUUUUUCUAAAAAGGAAAAGAAACAACAAUGAUCUUUAAAAUGUUUUUAUGUAAACACUUUGAGGCGUCUUGUAUUUGAUAUUUUAUGCAUGAAAUUUCGAUCUAAUUCCGUGUAUUUAAUUCUAAACUUAAAUUUUAGUUUUCAAAUAAUUUUUAUCACUUUUGGGAGCAACACUAUGUCAGUCGGAUGUGUCCUCAACUAAUGGAACAAUAUUCUGCACCUUUAUUGAGCACGUCUACAGUAAAUUUUAAAGCGAUAACUACUCAAGAGAAGUCCACGAGAGAAAUAGUACACCAAGAAAUGAGAGACGUAUCAGCAUUUGAAAUACUUCAUAAACGUCAAACACAGUAUAGACAAGAUCCUAACAUGGGACCAAUAUGGUGUACUGGUUCAUGUUGUAACGCGCAUGCGUGUAAACCGUCAUUAGUAACACGUCACCCGUCAAAUACAAACCAUUCAAUAACGUCAUUAACAUCACCGACAGUAAACAGUCGAAUUUUACCAACGCUCUCGUCAUAUUCUGUUUCGCACUCACCACCCUUUCAACCAAUAGCAAAAUCUUUAUGUAUGCCACAUUUAUGUUCAACCACGCCGUCUGGUGGCAGUUUACCCUUUUCAGCUGAGCAAAUAUCAAAAGUAUGCGAGACUCUGGAAGAAUGCGGCGAUGUGGAUCGACUUUCAAGAUUUUUAUGGUCGCUUCCCAACAACCCCGAAGUGCGCAAUUUAAUUAAUUCGAACGAGACUAUUUUACGGUCGCGAGCAGUCGUCGCUUUUCAUAACAGUCAUUUUCACGAGCUUUAUUAUAUAUUAGAACAUUUUCGAUUUAACAAGAAAUCUCACAGUAAGCUCCAAGCUAUAUGGUUGGAAGCGCACUACUUAGAAGCAGAAAGACUGAGGGGUCGUUCUCUUGGACCUGUCGAUAAGUAUCGUGUCAGGAAGAGGUUUCCUUUACCACGUACAAUAUGGGAUGGUGAACAGAAAACUCACUGUUUUAAAGAACGUACCAGAAAACUACUGAGAGAGUUCUACCUACAAGAUCCAUACCCAAGCCCAUCAAAGAAACGAGAUUUAGCUGACGCAACCCGUCUGACGCCCACCCAAGUUGGGAAUUGGUUCAAAAACAGAAGACAAAGAGAUAGAGCAGCUGCCGCUAAAAACAAGUCACAGAGAAGACAGCUUAAUUCAUCAUCAAAUGUUUCCUACGAAGAUGAUGAUAGCGAUAUUGAUGAAAUUUUAGAUGAAGCAGCAUCCGAUAGUGAGGAAGGAGAUCCGCGGGCUAAAAACACGGUAAACGAAGAAAAAUCGAAGCAAAAAUCAAGUUUUAUGGUUUCAAACAUUUUGCAGAAAGACGAUACAGAUGGUGAAAUAAAACUGAAAAAUUACUUUGAGAAACAUUUAGGUGGUUUCUUAUACAGCAGGUAGCAAAUAUAACCGGUGCAGCGACCGGUGCAGCAAACGAAACUAAAAACAGGGUUUUUACACCAGGUAGUAAAUAAAACUAGAAAAUCCAGGUGUUACAAACAUAUAGUAGUAUAUUUAUACGAAAGUUUGGGACGUGUUGAUAAAAUAGUAAUCAAAAUCCAUAGAUAUAUAAACAAUAUUCGAAAUUAUAAUUUAAUUUAGCAUUCUUGGUAUUUUUUUAUAGCUAGUCUGUCUUCUGUUUCCUUAAACUUACACUUCGUAUUUCAAAUAUAAUCAAAAGUUUAUUUUUUUCACUUGAUAGCUAAAUUCUAUUUGUCAUAAGAAAACGAUCGAGCUCCUCUUUGCGAUUGUGACACUUCACAUGUGCAAUGUUUGGCGGGAAAAGACAACGAAACAAACAUUACACAGAACGCUCAAAAAUAAACGAAAACGUAAAAUUUUAUAAAUAGAAAA